AUGGGGAUCCUCUAUCAGCGAGAAACAUGUUAUUACGAUAGUUGGACUGGUAGAUGCAACGACAGCGCCUGGUAUAGCUGGGGCCGCUGGGUUGCCUUUGCUGUGAUCGUCGGCGCAGCCUUCAUAAUCUUCUUCCUUCUUGCAUGUUAUAACGCUCGUCGUCGUCGCCAUCGCGGUCUCCGGCCUCAUCCCGGGACCGCUUGGCUUGCACCUCCUCCAGGCCCUCCUCCGCCAAAUCAGCCAUAUUACGGAGAUCCCUACUAUCAACAUCAGCCGCCACCGCAGUAUACACCUCAACCGCAGACACAUGGUUACUUUGGUGGACAACAAACGGGCAUCGAGCUGCAGUCACCACCGCACGCUUAUAACGCCGGAGGUGACCGAGUAUACCAGCCUCCGCCAGGGCCGCCACCUCAGAACGGACCGAAGGUGUAG
Molecule: messenger RNA, 435 nt
Organism: Aspergillus lentulus
Lineage: Eukaryota; Fungi; Ascomycota; Eurotiomycetes; Eurotiales; Aspergillaceae
Source: RefSeq, a predicted model, not a curated record